CGGAAUGGGAAACCAAUCUGGAAAAUUAUCCGCACCACGAGGGGUGGUGUCGUCCAAAUCCGUCCACGCAUUUUCCCACAUCGCGCAGCCAUCGCCUAUAAAUCGUUCCAUCAGUGCAAUGCCCACGCUAGAAACCCCAAGGAAAGGUAAGAAUUGCCACGGGCAGCUUUCGCGGAGCGAGUCGUUCUCGUCGGCCUCGGACCAGCACUUCGACGAUCCCGCAAGAGACGACGCGAAGGAGAAUUCGGAAGAAAUCCUUUCAAGAAGCCGUGCGUCAAGUUGUGCUGAAGCCAUAACUCCAAGAAGCCAACUUUCUGUCUGUCGAACGCACAGUAGCGGAAUCGGCAGUAGCAGUAUGCAAAAGGAUCACACCCAUGUAAAUCAUAAGUCCUCUCCUGUCCAUGUACAUGAGAAACCCGUCGUGAAGAGUGCCUCUACCAAGAGCGCCAAAAAUGGUGUCUCUCCACUUCGAUCACAACUCUCCAAAGAUCGACCCACAUCUAGCAGCGCUCACGCUAUUUCGGCUCCUAUGCCGACGAUAGUGUCCUGCUUGAAUCUAACCGGUGCUCAAAUACUGUUCAUUCGAAAGACAUGGGCUCAUGCUCGAAAUCAGGGAGCUCUAGAGCCUGCACUUAGCAUAUUCAGAAAUUCUUUCUUCAAAAAUUCUGAAAUCCGUACAAUAAUGAUGUAUGGAACGAAAAAUGAAGGGCACGAACGGCUGAAGAAACACGCCCAAUCUUUCACUACUAUUAUGGACGAUUUGAUAGCGAACUUGGACAAUCCGACCGCUACGGUAGCUCCGUUACGAGAAGCUGGCGAGAAGCAUGUCUUUCCUACAAGGGACCAAUAUGGAUGUCCAUUCCGAGCUUCACUCAUGGAUCAGUUUGCCUCUGCGAUGAUUGAGAGGACAUUGGAAUGGGGAGAGAAGAAAGAUAGGACAGAAAUAACCCAGAUGGCUUGGACAAUGAUUGUUUUAUUUGUGUGCGAGCAAAUCAAAGAGGGAAUACACGAUGAGAUGAAACGACAACGAAGGGUUCGACCGCGACAGCUUGGGCAUCGUUCGGACCUAUCAUCAUCCGAGACAGUAGGCUCUCCAUUGGCGAGGAACCCACCUGAAAUUAAACGAUACAAUACGGUUGACAACCUCUGAGUCUAUAGCAGAUGUCGGUCACUAGGAUUUCCUCCAACAAGUUAUCGCUAAGUGCAAGCUCUGUCUUAAUUAGGGGCAUCACUCAUAAACGUCAAAUGCAUUAGA
This is a messenger RNA of Cylicocyclus nassatus, 1255 nucleotides long. The record is from the annotation of a GenBank genome assembly. NCBI's taxonomy places the organism in Eukaryota, Metazoa, Nematoda, Chromadorea, Rhabditida, Strongylidae.